AUGAACUUGUGGGCUACACGCAACUUCGUGUUAUAUGGUCGAUCAGCCUUUAUCGUUCAGAAACCAUUGGGUAUUUUAUAUUUCCGUUGUUCGAUUGGCUUUUGUUCGGGUGUUACUGCGACCUGCUCCUCAAGUACCGAUGCUGUUUCCCCUCCAAUCAGUCCGAUACAAUGCGAAGUCGGCAAGGAGCUAGAUCUAAUACACAUGAUCGAGAAGGUGGCAUUCUCUCACACCGACUAUGCUAAGGCCAUUGCCUAG
Strongylus vulgaris is the source of this 258-nucleotide messenger RNA. The record is from the annotation of a GenBank genome assembly. NCBI's taxonomy places the organism in Eukaryota, Metazoa, Nematoda, Chromadorea, Rhabditida, Strongylidae.